AUGAUUGUUACGGUUAAUGAUCGAUUGGGGAGUAAGGCGACGGUGCCUUGUCUUCCGUCGGAUACGAUUGGGGAUUUGAAGGUGUUGGUGGCGGCGCAGAUUGGACGUGCACCGAGGGAGAUUAUGUUGAAACGUCAGGGGGAGAGACCGUUUAAGGAUUUCAUUACCUUGGGGGAUUAUAGUAUUCAGAAUGGGGUGCAGUUGGAUUUGGAGAUUGGGACCGGGGAUUAG
Molecule: messenger RNA, 231 nt
Organism: Aspergillus sclerotioniger CBS 115572
Lineage: Eukaryota; Fungi; Ascomycota; Eurotiomycetes; Eurotiales; Aspergillaceae
Product: ubiquitin-like protein HUB1
Exons: 1
Coding region: 1-231 (76 amino acids)
Biological process (GO): protein modification process; mRNA splicing, via spliceosome
Cellular component (GO): cytoplasm; nucleus
Molecular function (GO): protein tag activity
Source: RefSeq, a predicted model, not a curated record